AAUUCUGUACUCUUAUCAUCAACAACACAAUGGCACAGUUCCAUUAUGUUUUCCUUUUUAAGUUGUCUUUAAUCAUAAUGAUAUUGCUUAGAACUAGUGUAAAUGGAAAACGUUUUGGAACAACCAAGUUGGGUUCUAAAUUUACAUUUGUGCCAACAAACUUUGAUGUCGAAAAUGCAAAAAACAAAGAGUAUGAGGUUUAUAACUACACUCAAACAUUGGAUCACUUUAAUUUUAAGUCAGAAAGUUACACGACAUUUCAACAACGUUAUGUUUUAAACCGUAAAUAUUGGGGCGGGACGGCUAAAAGUUUUCCAAUCUUUGUUUAUACGGGCGCAGAGUCCAGCAUCAUGGGAGAUGUAGAAUAUAGCGGGUUUGAGAUGACCCUUGCUUCGCAAUUUAAAGGUCUUUUGGUCUAUAUAGAGCAUCGGUAUUAUGGGACAUCCAUGCCAUUUGGAUCAUAUGAAGAAGCAUAUAAAAAUGCAAAUACUCUUGGAUUCUUUACUUCGGAGCAAGCUUUAGCAGAUUACGCUCAAAUAACGCUCCAUGUCAAGAGUAACUUGUCCGCGGAAGAUUGUCCGGUCAUAGCUAUUGGAGGCUCAUAUGGUGGAAUGCUUGCAUCAUGGUUUCGUUUAAAAUAUCCCCACAUCGUGUACGGAGCGUUGGCAUCAUCGGCUCCAAUCCUCUAUUUUUUGGGGCUCACUCCCGAGAAUGGAUAUGCUGUUGUUGUUUCAAAGGACUUCAACAGUACAAGCACGAGUUGCUACAACACCAUAAGAGAAUCUUGGUUCGAAAUCGACAGAGUUGCUGCUCAAUCCAACGGCCUUUCAACCCUUUCUCAAACGUUCAACACUUGCUUGCCAUUAAACACGAGUCAGGAUCUAAAGGAUAAUCUGGAGAGUUGGUACAAGUUUGUGGCUCAGUAUGAUAACCCUAGAGCUAACUAUUUACCAACUUUUUGCAACGCAACCAACCGAGCCGGAGCAAAUACUUACGUUCUUGACAAAAUCAUGGCUGGAUUCAGUGCACUUUUAGGAAAAGAAUGCAUUUAUAUUUCUGAUUUGGGUCUUCAAAAAUAUCAUGGAUGGCAUUGGCAGAAAUGUACCGAAAUGGUAAUGCCAAUGGGAAAUGGAGAAAACGAUACGGUGUUUCAAGCGGAUCCUUUCGAUCUAGCCGAGUACACCAAGGAAUGUAAACAAGUCUUUGGUGUCACCCCAAGACCUUAUUGGAUCCCGAUACAGUUUGGGGGUUAUGGCAUCAAAACCGUGUUGGAAAACUUUGCGAGCAACAUAAUUUUCUCAAACGGACUGCGUGAUCCAUAUAGUUCCGGAGGCGUUAUGCAAAACAUAUCAGAUUCUGUGGUGGCAAUUUAUACAGAAGAAGGACAUCAUUGCUUGGACUUGCAAACUCCAAACGAUACGGAUCCAGACUGGUUAAAGGCUCAAAGAAAUGCUGAAAUCAACAUGAUUGAAGGAUGGCUCUCAGAAUAUAAGAUCCCUAAUGCUAACUAGUGAUAUAUGGAUUCGGUAACGGGUCUUAUGUAAUAAAAAUAAAUAAAAAAGCAUGUAUGUAUAUGUAUUAAAAGUAAAAGUGAGCUAUCACACGAUAUUUACUUACUUUGAACACAUUAUUAUAUUUAUAUAUGUAUCAUAACUAGGUUGCAACACA
Helianthus annuus (common sunflower) is the source of this 1668-nucleotide messenger RNA. Its product is annotated as lysosomal Pro-X carboxypeptidase. The record is from RefSeq and is a predicted model, not a curated record. Lineage: Eukaryota; Viridiplantae; Streptophyta; Magnoliopsida; Asterales; Asteraceae. Gene Ontology annotation, molecular function: serine-type exopeptidase activity; dipeptidyl-peptidase activity. The transcript has 9 exons. Gene Ontology annotation, biological process: proteolysis. Bases 30 to 1511 code for a protein of 493 amino acids.